Molecule: messenger RNA, 7215 nt
Organism: Megalops cyprinoides (Indo-Pacific tarpon)
Lineage: Eukaryota; Metazoa; Chordata; Actinopteri; Elopiformes; Megalopidae
Gene: arid1b
Product: AT rich interactive domain 1B (SWI1-like)
Exons: 21
Coding region: 277-7203 (2308 amino acids)
Biological process (GO): chromatin remodeling; regulation of transcription by RNA polymerase II; positive regulation of DNA-templated transcription
Cellular component (GO): nucleoplasm; nBAF complex; SWI/SNF complex
Molecular function (GO): DNA binding; nucleosome binding
Source: RefSeq, a predicted model, not a curated record
GCUCCGGGAGACAUGCAUCUACCCAUAUCCGGGUUAGAGAGGAAGGGAGAAAAAGUUUCAUUUAAACCAGGACAAAAACUUUAAAUGUGAAAUCAGACCUGAACAGCGCGCACUGUUGUUGGGCUUGUUCUUGCUUCCGAUCUGAAUUUUACGUUUGAUUACAGAUUUUGCUUGUUAAAUUAAACUAAGCUGUGCUGCCCUCGUUCCUUUUUUUUGUUAGCGAGCUAGCUAGCUAGCUAGCUUGCCUGGAAUAUUGCCUGAAAUGCUGACGUGAUCAUGGCCGCGCAAGUGGCACAAGCUCCAGCGACAACUAAAAACAAAAAAUCGAAUUUAUCUAACAGCUUGGGACAGGAUUUAAACUCUGGGAAACCGGGAGGAGGAACCGUACAUGGAUCCGGAGCAAUGCUCGGGGCUGGAGACGGGACUGGCGUUAACGCUAUGAAUAAUGUAGAUCGCCACCACCAGCUGAAUAUGGCCAACAUAGCGCGAGCUCCUUCGGCUGGGAACAGUUCGGAUGCGCGAGACAAGGUGGAGGGGAGUAAGUCUGCACCUUUAUCCUCCGCGAACGCGGGCAUGUCUCUGGGCAUGGAGACGGGUUUGAUAGCGAAUCAUAAACUGAAAAAUGCUGGCGGCGGAGAUCCCCCUCCUUCGUCUCACCAUCAUCACCCAGCGCCGCAGCAGCAGCAACAGCAACCGUUCAAUCAAUUUCAACAGCAUCAUCAACGUCAAAUUCAAAAUAACAUCAACAACGCGCAGCAAUCGGCACAGGGAGAGGCUGCGAGUCGGCAGCAUGGAGGUAAAGAGAACAUUCUGGGAAACCAGUACGAGCGCCAUCAGCCAUUGCUAAAUAAAAGUGAGGAGGAGGACCAUCUUUGCAAAACGGGGGACCGGAUGAGCGGUAGGUACGACCCCGCCAGCGUGGGACCAACGAACAACAACAUCAUUAACCAGGGCCUGGGUGCAGGGGGAAACGGCACUGUUUCUGAGUUUAAUAGUUAUUAUGGCAAUGCCAGAGGAGGGCCUUGCUUUGAUCAACAUGGCGGACAACAAAGCGCUGGGAUGGGAAUAAUGCAUUCUUCGGGACCCAACAAUAUGGAUCCGGUGCAAAACUCAAACGAAGGGUACCACAACAGCCAGUACAACCUCUACCCGAACUACAGGCCCGGCUACGGCGGCGCGGGGUACGGUAUGAUGAGUCCUUCGAGGCAGGGCAGCAGCACGCUGUCGGGCCCAGGCGGUAGCAGUGGUUCCGCCAGCCUCAGCAAAGCCGCGAUGGCUGCAGCCUCAGCCGCGGGUAGCGGCAACGUUGGGGGGUUCCAGAGGUUUCCAGGCCAGAGCCAGCAUCCUUCGGGGGCUACCCCGACUUUAAACCAGCUACUGACGUCUCCGAGUCCCAUGAUGCGAGGUUAUGGCAGCGGCUACCCAGAUUACAAUAAUCCAUCAGCUCAACAACAACAAGCGAGCAUGGGGAUGGGGAAAGACGCGACCUCCCAGUAUGGAUCUGCGGCUCACGCCUGGGGAGCACAACAAAGAAAUCACCCGGCUAUGAGUCCUGGAAAUAACGGACAAGCUAUCAACAGACCUCAGGUGGUCGCCAUGGACGCCAUGACCAUGAAGCGCUCCCAGCUCUACAGCAUGGGCAACAGCCCCUACUCACAGCAGCAGCAGGGCGGGGCUUACCCCGGCCAGCCAUACGGAUCGCCUGCUGCGCAUCGGUAUCCAAUCAGCAUGCAGGGGCGGGGACAGGCGGGCAUGGCAGGGAUGCAGUACCCUCAGCAGCAGCAGAUGCCCGCCCAGUACGGCCAGCAGGGCGUCGGGGGGUACAGCCAGCAGGGCCAGCCGCCGUACUUCAGCCAGGCCCCCCAGCAGCCGGCCGCCCCCACCCAGACCCCCUACAUACAGCCCCGCGCCCCGCCCCAGCAGGAGCUUCCUCAGGAAAGCUAUGGCAGCAGAAACCAGGUGGCCAUGACCCCCGGGAAGCCCAACCACGAGGAGCUGGGCCUGGUCCAGCAGGAGAGACCCUCCAGCCUUCCUGACCUGUCGGGCUCCAUCGAUGACCUGCCGACGGGGACGGAGGCGGGGCUGGGCUCGGCCGUCAGCGCGUCGGGCUCCACCAGCAGCCAGGGCGAGCAGAGCAACCCCGCCCAGUCGCCCUUCUCGCCCCACGCCUCCCCGCACCUCUCCGGCAUGCGCAGCGGGCCCUCCCCCUCGCCCGUCGGCUCCCCUGUCGGCUCCAACCACUCCCGAUCCGGCCCCAUCUCGCCCGCCAGCGUGCCAGGGACGCACAUGGCCCCUCAGACCCCUGGGAACGUUUCGGACGUGGGAUCCCACUCCACCCUGAGCCAGUCGCCUAUGUCCCAGGAGAGGGGGUUUGUACCCAGCAUGCAGCGGAGCGGCACCGUGCCCCCCUUCGGCCCCCAGCAGCCCGGGCCCCCCAUGUCACCACACCCCUCUCCGGGGGGCGCGAUGCACCAUGGGGGGGGCCCCUACCCACAAGGAGGGUCCAGUGGCUCCACCUACGGCCCCCAGGGCAGUCAGUACGGCCCCCAGGGGGGUCAGUACGGUCCACAAGCAGGACAGUACGGUCCCCAAGGAGGCCAGUACGGUCCCCAGGGCGGUCAGUACUGUCCCCAGGGCGGUCAGUACGGUCCCCAGGGCGGUCAGUACGGUCCCCAGGGCGGUCAGUACGGUCCCCAAGGUAGCUACCCCCGGCCUCCCAGCUACGGAGGCGCCCCCAGCAGUGGCUACAGCGGCCCGGGGCCCGGCCUGGGCAGCAGCCUGGGCGUGAAUGCCAGCAGCCCCAUGCAGGGCCAGGGUCCCGGCCAGCCCGGCGGCCCCGUCCCGGCGGGGAGACCCCCGGCCACGGGCGUGGGCGGGCGCCCCUACCCCGGCAGCGCCAGCGGCGUGGCCCCCAGCUCUCCCAGCAUGCCGCAGCCCGCCGGCCCCGGCAUGGGGCCCCCUCCACCCAACAGCAGCCGCAAGGCCCCGGAGCCGGGGGCGGGGCUGAUGCAGCCAGCGGGGAGCUCCGUCCAGGGCAGGCAGGGCAGUUACCCGGCUGGGAGCCAUAUGGGCGGGAUGGGGUCCAGCGCCCCCUACAGCCAGCCGACGGGGAACAGCUCCGGGAGAAUGACGCCCCAGGCCCCGCCCUACAGCACCCCGCCCUCAGGACCGGGAGGGAUGGCGGGUGAUGGGGCGAUGGCCAGUGACCCAAAGCAGAAGCCCGAAAAUAAAGCGGAGGGGAGCGUUCCGUCCACAGAGCCCCCCAAAUCGAGGGACAGCUACAGCUCGGCCUGUGUGUCCCAGCCUCCCACCCCCUGCGCCCUCUCCCCCAGCCCCGCCAGCCUGUCCUCCUACCACGGGGACGAGAGCGACAGCAUCAGCAGCCCGGCCUGGCCCAAGACCCCGUCCAGCCCUAAGCACAGCUCGUCCACCAUGACCAGCGAGAAGAUCACCAGGCUGUACGAGAUGGGCGGGGAGCCGGAGAGGAGGGUGUGGGUGGACCGCUACCUGUCCUUCAUGGAGGAGAGGGGCACACCUGUGCCCAACCUGCCAGCCGUGGGGAAGAAGCCUCUGGACCUCUGCCGGCUCUAUAUGUGCGUCAAGGAGAUCGGCGGCCUGGCCAUGGUGAAUAAGAAUAAGAAGUGGAGGGAGCUGUCCACUCACCUGAACGUGGGCACCUCCAGCAGCUCCGCCAGCUCGCUUAAGAAGCAGUACAUUCAGUACCUGUUCGCCUUCGAGUGCCAGGUGGAGCGGGGCGAGGAGCCCCCGCCCGAAAUCUUCGCCACCGGAGAAGGCAAGAAGCAGCAGCAGGCCAAGGUCCAGCCGCCAUCUCCUGCAAAUUCAGGGUCGCUGCAGGGCCCCCAGACGCCCCAGUCCACAGGCAGCAGCUCGAUGACGGAGAUGCCAGGAGACCUGAAGCCUCCCACCCCUGCCUCCACCCCCCACGGACAGAUGCCCCCCCAGCAGGGCAGCAGCAGGAAUAACUCCAUCAGCGUGCAGGACCCCUUCUCAGAGGUCAGUGACCCUGCCUUCCAAAAGCGGGGCUCCCUCACCCCUGGCACCCCCUACCAGCAGGGCGGGAAUGCCCCCGACGCCCUGAUGAGGAUGCAGUACGAGGCCAGCGCGCGGAAAGCAGGUGGAGGUGAGCCCUUCAUGCCGGGACAGGUGCCCAGCGGAGGCAUGCAGGACAUCUACGGCAGAGGCGGCCCCUCUGGCCCCAUGGCUGUUUUGGGAAUGGGACAGCGCCCGCAGUACCCCUACGGCCCCGGGUACGACAGGAGCAGACCAGACCAUGUGAUGGGGCCAGAGGGUGGCAUGGCUCCCCCCGCCAAUCAGAACAACAUGGUGCCUUCCAACAGCGACCCCAGCAUGUACUCCCCGAACAGAUACCCCUCCCAGCAGAGGCACGAUGGUUACAGCCAGCAGUACCCCCACAGCAUGCCAUACGGGGGACCCCAGCCAGGGAUGUUCCCCCAGCAGCAGGGCUACAAGCGGCCCAUGGACGGGAUGUACGGCCCCCCCGCCAAGAGGCACGAGGGAGAGGUGUAUGGCAUGCAGUACGGGGGUCAGCAGGAGCUGUACCCCCAGUACAGCGGGGGGUACAUGGGUCCCGAGCGCCGGCCCAUGCAGGGGUCCUUCCCCUACGGCUACGGGCGCGAGCGCGUGCAGGCACCGGGACAGACGGCCCCUCAGCACGGCAUGCCCCCCCUGCAGCCCCCCGCCUCCUCCAGCACCGCCGAGGGGCCUCAGCCCAACAUGUGGCCCUCCAGGACAGACAUGCCCUACCCCUACCCCAACCGGCAGGGCCAGGGGCCGCCCUACCCCGCCAUGGGCAGGGGGGAGGACGUGGAGGGCCGGCCCAGCCAGGACGGGCCGUGGCCCCGCCACCCCAGCCAGCGCCAGUCCCCCUUCCUGCCCUCCACCCCCUCCUCUUCCUCCUCCUCCUCUUCGUCCUCCAGCUCCAUGCCCCCAAUGACGACCAGGCCGCCCCUGUCCUCCUAUCAGACACCUCCUGCCAUCCCUAACCACACCUCCCGGGCCCCCAGCCCCGCCUCCUUCCAGCGCUCCAUGGAGGCCCACAUGUCACCCAGCAAGGCGCACUUCAUGGCCUCCAUGAAGAUGGCCAAGGGGGGCAUGGCGAUGCCCAGCUCCCAGGGGGCUCCGCCCCCCCUCGGCCAGCCUGUCCUGCCCCACCACAGGGAGGUCAGCUUCCCCCCGGGGUCGGUGGAGGCCACCCAGCCCCUCCUGAAACAACGCCGCAAACUCACCUCCAAGGACACCGGAACACCAGAGGCGUGGCGUGUGAUGAUGUCACUCAAGUCAGGCCUGCUGGCAGAGAGCACCUGGGCCCUGGACACCAUCAACAUCCUUCUGUUUGAUGACAGCACUGUGAGCUCCUUCACCCUGUCCCAGCUGCCUGGAUUCCUGGAGCUGAUCGUGGAGUACUUCCGGAGGUGCCUGAUCGAGAUCUUCGGCAUCCUGGAGGAGUACGAGGUGGGCACUGAAGGCCAGAAGACCCUGCUGGGGCCCAUCGUCAGCCAGGAGGAGGAGCCUGCCAGCCCGGAGUGCGGCAGCGAAUCAGAGAUGGAGACGGAGCUGGGCGAGGAGAAACCAGAGGCGGGGCCAGAGGAGGCCCCGCCCAGUGCGGAGAAGGCGGAGCCAGAGGUGAGAAAGGAGGAGCCUGCACUCGAGGCCGCGGUAAAGGAGGAGUCAGAGGAGGGUGAGGAGGGCCCCGCCGAACAGCCUCCCAAAGAGCCGGAGCCACGGCCCAAACAGGCCAGCCGCUACGACCGGCUCCCGCUGAAGCUGCAGGACGAGGAGGAUGAGGCGGAGGGGGAGAGCCCCGCGGAGGCGCCGUCGGACCGGCCGGGCCCAGAGGAGUUCAGCAGCGGCCUGCUUCACUGGCAGGCCGGGGGCGGGGACUCCACCGCCCACAUCCAGACGCACUUCGAAAGCAAGAGUGAGCCGCUCGGAGGGAGGGCCGCUGAAGAGCGCCGGAGGCGGCCAGGAGGCGAGGAGGAGGACGAGGAGGAAGAGGAGGGGCGGCAGGCGGAGACCAACAUCACCGCCACCAUCGACGACGUGCUGUGCGCCCGGCGGGGGUCUCUAUCGGAGGGCAGCGCCUCUCCCGCGCGGGGCGGGGCCGGGGCCUUCCCCUUCCGCAGCCACCCGGCAGAGAGCCGGCACCCGGUCACCCUGCUGGAGGAUGAGCCGCGGGCGUGGGACGAGGCACCGCUGUCCACCGCCUCCGCCUGGCAGGACGCCCUCGCCCGGCGCUGCAUCUGCGUCUCCAACAUCGUGCGUGGCUUGUCCUUCGUGCCCGGCAACGACGCCGAGCUGUCCCGCCACCCGGGGCUGCUACUCAUCCUGGGCCGGCUGAUCCUGCUGCACCACGAGCACCCGCAGCGCAGGAAGGCGCCGCAGACGUACCAGCGGGAGGAGGAGCGGCGGGAGCGGGCCGCCGCCUGCAGCCGCGAUGAGUGGCGGUGGGACUGCCUGGCUGCGCUGCGCGAGAACACCAUGGUGACGCUGGCCAACAUGGCCGGCCAGCUGGACCUGUCGCUGUACCCCGAGAGCAUCUGCCUGCCCAUCCUGGACGGGCUGCUGCACUGGGUGGUGUGCCCGUCGGCGCAGGCCCAGGACCCGUUCCCUGGGGCGGGGCCGGGCUCCGCCCUCACGCCGCAGCGGCUGGUGCUGGAGUGCCUGUGCAAGCUGAGCGUGCAGGACGGCAACGUGGACCUGCUGCUGGCCACGCCCCCCUUCAUCCGGCAGGAGCGGCUGUUCGCCGUGCUGGUGCGGCAUGUGGGUGACCGCCGCAACCAGGUGUGCCGGGAGAUGGCGGUGGCCGCGCUGUCCAACAUGGCGCAGGGGGACGGGCUGGCGGCCCGGGCCAUCGCCCUGCAGAAGGGCAGCAUCGGCAGCCUGGUGGGCUUCCUGGAGGACAGCGUCGCCAUGGCGGUGGCGCAGUACCAGCAGGGCCAGCACGGCCUGCUGCACGCCGCGCCGUCCCACCCCGACCCCCCCAGCGUCAGCAUGAUGUGCCGGGCCGCCAGGGCGCUCCUGGCGCUGGCCCGUGUGGAGGAGAACCGGCCCGAGUUCGUUCUGUACGAGGGCCGGCUGCUGGACAUCGCCAUCUCCUCCGUGUUGAACUCGGCCGUGGCGGCCAUCAUGUGCGAAGUACUCUUUAAGCUGGGCCGCUCGUGACGGACGCUGGAG